AUGAUUCGCAAUCAAAACAAAACCUUUGCUUGGAUACCGUUGGAACAUAACCUGUUUGGAUAUGUUCUAUUUAGUUUUGAAAAAAUUGUUAGAAAUCAUAGUAAUGGAAGAUUUAUGCUACAUAAUUGUAAUUUCAAAUUCAAUUGGAAACCUAAGCCAAACUCAUUGAAAAUGGCAGAAAAGAAGAAAAUCUUAUUGAAGGCUCUUAUUGAAUAUUUUGUCGACAAAAAGAAGUUAAUUGAUAAAAAUAAUGAAAGGAUGACGUUUACCAAUGAAUAUAAAUACCAUCACUAUAAAUUGGGUGUUCCUUGUUGCCAUAUAGACAUUAGAUUCAUACGUUUUCUGAAAUUUAUAAAUAUACUUGAUGAUAGAAGAUUAAAUGAACUUUGUAUUCAAUUUAAUAAAGUAAGAAAGCUCAAUCUUGAUCCUCUCAAGCAAAAAAGUCAACAUUUUCUUUCUGCUCAAAACGAUCUUCGAAAAAAUCGUUUUAACGACAUUUUAUGUUUUAAUUCCAACAUACUGAAUUUCAAUGGAUAUGAUUUUGAAAAUAUUCCUGGAUUUAUUUACAAUAAUGAAAUAAAAAAUCAAAAUAAAUGUUUUGCUUAUUUUUCAACAAAUGUUAAGGAUAUGAAGACCAAAAGAUAUACGAACAAACCUUUUGAUAUAGUAAAAAAUUAUGUAGGGUAA
Molecule: messenger RNA, 687 nt
Organism: Strongyloides ratti
Lineage: Eukaryota; Metazoa; Nematoda; Chromadorea; Rhabditida; Strongyloididae
Exons: 1
Coding region: 1-687 (228 amino acids)
Source: RefSeq, a predicted model, not a curated record